GCGACACCUAACAAGUUCAAGAAGUUGAAGGCGGGUGACCCCACCCUCACAUUUCCUCCAGUCGUUCUGCGCUUAAAGCGAUCCGUAGCAUUGUUUCUUGGCCUCAGCCUCUCGUUUUCCCUCCGCCUUCAUUGUUAUCACACCAGGUAGAAGAAAAUUAUGGAUUUCCGGUCAGCUGUGAUUUGACGAGCAGUUCUCAAUUUUGGCCUCUUGGGUACAUCGACUGCGGCAGAGACUUCAAGAUGCAAAUUGGAUGCUAGUCUUUAUUUUCUAAUAUCGCAGUGACAUCUGAUGUUCCUGGCAAUAAGAAAUGUGAUUUCCACUAUGACAUGCAUCAAGAAGAAUGAGAAAGGAAGUAGUUGAUGAGAAUUCAAGUGUAGCUCUGGACUUAUUGGACAAGAGUUUGCUGAUAUAUCACAUGUGAUACUGAUCUAGAAUUUUAAAUAUGAUGCAAUAGUGCUACACAAUUUUCUUCCUCAUCAUAAUUAAUAAAGAGGAGGGUUGUGUUAGACCCUUAAUAGCCAAUGUAAAACUUUGUUGAAUUUGACAUGGAUAUUAUAAUUAAUAAAGAGAUGUAAUUUUGUCUUCCUAAAAGUGCCAAACUACUUGUAUCCCCAUAGCAUUUAUUACCAACUCCAUCGUCAUGUAGGACAGUGGUUUAUGUAUUUUUGGUGUGACUUUUUGUGUGUUCAUGAAUUUCAGAUAUAUCCUCCAUGGCUUUCUUCUCCCGACUCUCUCUUCUUAAGUUAUUGUUUCCUGUGAAAACUACAUAUUAAUAUUUGCUUCAAAUAUAAAUAAAAUAUUCGUACUUUACAAAAUUUCCCAGUUGUUUACAUCAAGGCUGGUAGAUAAACUUGUGUAGGUGCAAACAGAGGACGGAGAUACCAAGGUAUUAUAGCUAAAGCAAUGGAUACCACUGAUACAAGGGAAGGAAAGUCUAUAUCUAAAAGUACUGGGAAUUUGGAUAAUGAUCCUGAUCAUCUCCUCAUUCUUGUUCACGGUAUCAUGGCUAGCCCAAGUGACUGGACAUAUGCAGAAGCAGAGCUGAAAAGGCGUCUUGGGAAAAAAUUUCUAAUAUAUGCAGGGAUGAUGAUUGACCUGCAAUCAAGUUCUUGUAACACUUAUUCUAAGACAUUAGUUGGGAUUGGUGAAGCAGGAAAGCAAUUGGCUGAUGAAGUCAUGCAAAUUCUUGGCAAGACAAAGAGCUUAAGAAAGAUAUCCUUCCUAGCCCAUUCUCUUGGUGGCCUAUUUGCUAGAAGUGCAAUUGCUGUUCUCUAUUCAUCUGAUACCUGUAAUGCCGACCAACCUAACAAAAACUGCAUGGAAGAUUCACAAAGAGCAAGCUUUUCAACUGGAGAGAUGAUUGCUGGAUUGGAGCCAAUCAAUUUUAUUACCCUGGCAACUCCCCAUCUUGGUGUGAGGGGGAAAAGGCAGCUUCCAUUUCUAUUUGGCGUUUCGAUCCUUGAAAAGCUUGCUCCACCUCUUGCUCCUUUAUUGUUUGGACAAACUGGUAGUCAGCUGUUCCUCACUGAUGGUAAACCGAACAAACCACCCCUUCUUUUGAGUAUGGCUUCUGAUUGUGAUGAUGAAAAGUUCAUAUCUGCGCUAGGAGCAUUUAGAUGUCGUGUGGUUUAUGCUAAUGUUUCAUAUGAUCAUAUGGUUGGGUGGCGUACUUCCUCAAUAAGGAGGGAAACCGAACUUUGUAAGCCUCCUAACCAAUCAAUUGAUGGAUACGAGCACAUUGUAAACGUGGAAUAUUGCCCCCCAGUUCGUUCAGAUGGCCCCGGUUUUUCUACCGAGGCAGCAAAGGCGAAGGAGGCUACGCAAAAGGCACCAAAUGCACAGAAUGCUAUUGAAUAUUACGAAAAAAUGGAAGAGGAGAUGAUACACGGAUUACAGCGGCUGGGAUGGAAAAAAGUUGAUGUCAACUUUCACUCAUCAAUCUGGCCUUUCUUUGCUCAUUACUACAUCCAUGUGAAAGAUGAGAGGCUUCACAGUGCUGGUAUGGGAGUAAUUGCUCAUGUUGCUGACAGCAUAAUGCAGGAAGAAACAUCUUAUUUAGCUAGGGAUGUCAAUUUUGGGAACUAGCUUGUAACUGGUGAAUGUAAAAUUCGCGACAAUUGAAAUGUGUCUUACUGUACCAUAGAUUGAAAUAAUCAAUUUUCUGUUUUAA
Molecule: messenger RNA, 2173 nt
Organism: Prosopis cineraria
Lineage: Eukaryota; Viridiplantae; Streptophyta; Magnoliopsida; Fabales; Fabaceae
Product: lipid droplet phospholipase 1-like
Exons: 13
Coding region: 907-2088 (393 amino acids)
Source: RefSeq, a predicted model, not a curated record